This is a messenger RNA of Salvelinus sp. IW2-2015, 1394 nucleotides long. The record is from RefSeq and is a predicted model, not a curated record. NCBI's taxonomy places the organism in Eukaryota, Metazoa, Chordata, Actinopteri, Salmoniformes, Salmonidae.
UCUGUGCAGCCAAACCGUUCACAUGCCAAAGCGUUUUCUGGGGGUUGUUGAGAAGAAAGAAAAGAAAAAACAGUUGAAAACCUUCUUGGCCAAUCCCCAUGAGACUCUACCUUCUGUUGGUGGAGUGCUAUAAAGAUAGCUCUGAGAAUUCCAAAGCAGAACGCAGACAGUGAAACCCUUUUGUGUGUGAAGUUGAGACAGUUAAGAGAGUGAAGACACAUGUAGACUUGCUUACAAAGGAAGGUAAAACAACAAAAUGGCUGUGUUGGGACUAGAGAUCUUGGGGGUGAUCCUGGCUGCCCUGGGUUGGAUAUUGAGCAUCGUGUCCUGCGCCCUGCCCAUGUGGAGGGUGUCCGCUUUCAUCGGGGUCAACAUCAUCACGGCUCAGACCAUCUGGGAGGGCAUCUGGAUGACCUGUGUGGUGCAGAGCACGGGCCAGAUGCAGUGUAAGGUCUACGACUCCAUGCUAGCCCUCAGCUCCGACCUGCAGGCAGCCCGAGCCCUCACAAUCGUCUCUAUAGUUGUGGGCAUCAUGGGGGUGCUGGUGGCCGUGGUGGGGGCUAAGUGUACCAACUGUGUUGAGGACGAGACGGCCAAGGCCCAGGUGAUGAUCGCAGCGGGGGUGGCCUUCAUCGUAGCAUCCCUGACCCAGCUGAUCCCUGUGUCCUGGUCAGCCAACAGCAUCAUCAUGGAUUUCUAUAGUCCCAUCACUCCUGAGGCUCAGAAAAGGGAGAUUGGUGGGGCUCUCUACCUGGGCUGGGCAGCAGCCGCAUUUCUCCUCAUCGGGGGGUGCAUCCUGUGCUGUAGUUGCCCCCCACAGCCUGAGAAGAGGUAUGCAGGGCCGCCCUCGCGGAUGGUGUACUCCCCAACCAGGUCUGUGGCCCCCAGCGGCUAUGACAAAAGAGACUAUGUUUGAACUGACCUGGAUAUCUGGCAGCAGCUACUUUCUGCUCACGUUUUUCCGACAGUGGAUGAAGGACAUCUGAUACUAACUUUGAAUUCCAGAACAUAUCAAAUGGGGGUGAUUUCUACUGAAACUAUUUUGUUAUAUGUUUUGACAUGAAGAAAAUACUGCUUUUUAGUGGAUCAUUUUUGAUGGUGCAACACCAAACUGGACUUGAUGUACUUGUAUUUCAUACUGUAUGCCUAUUUAAAACAUACAUAGGUUUGUUUUUGUUUUAGAAUCUUAACAUUUGAAAGGAGUUUAAUUAAAACCAUCUGCAUUGUUAGAUUUUAUAUUCUAUAGAGUGAAUUAAUAACAGCUUAUGUUGUGCAUAUGUUGGAUAACAAUAUGCCAAAUACUGACAGUUUAGCAUCUUUCGUUAAGUGUGAAAAUAUAAAGUAUUUUGAUGUUUAAAGUGUGUCAAUUUCACAAUAAAAACUGGUUCAUAAUA